GAGUAAGCUGACCUUGGUGGUUGUGCUACAUAUUUACAUGUGAUUACAUAUCUGAUUCUACUACUGAGCUCUACUGAAGAUUUCCCAGUAAUGAAUAUGACAUCAUCAAAUGAGACAAAUAUGUCACAGCCGAAAGAGGAAAAAGAUGAGAUGGUAUCAUCAUCAGAUCAGAUUGUCAAUGUAAUACAACAGCAGCAACAGACAGAUGGCGGUAUAUUCCUUGAUAAAACAAAUAGUGGCAGUCCAUCUUUAGCUACAGUUGGCCUAAGUAACAACAAUACAACCCUAAUUGGUGCAAACAAUGGAGCAAAUGAUGUACCAACAUGCUCUAAGUAUAUUCCAUACUCUAAUGUUAUAACAGAUGAAACAAGCACUGAUGUAACUUACAGCAACUACACUGACAUGACUGAGCAUGUAACACACCAACCGAAUGUGGAUUCUAUACAGUAUGGUACAGAAGGGAAUGAAACUAAUAUAAAGGUAGAACCAGAUUUUGUAUCUGAUCAAGUUGAAGGUUUUGAAACUGAACAUGAUAAUAUGACUGACAUAAACAAUGAUACCCACCAACCAAUGAAACAAGAGAUUAACAUGAAAGAUGCAGCCCAGAAUGAUGAAUCAUUUACUCAAUGGAAAGACACAGCUGAUCAGGAGACUGGAAUAGAACUGAAGAACCCAACAGUAUCAUUGUGCAGACUAUCACAAGCAGAUGUAAAAUGUGCGAGGUUGGGGGAAUUCAUCUGUACAGGGACAGUUAUUAGACAACAGGAAAAAUGUCAAUAUCAAAUGAAACUGAAAAGACAAUUGAAGGUGAAGACUUCAAAACGAUCGAUUUUCCACAGUUCAACACCAACCUUAGAUCAAUCUGUAGAAAAGCUAUUCAGAUGUAACAUUUGUUAUGAAUCAUUUUUCAAAAUCUCAGAUCUUUCUAAACACAACAAGGGACAUGCUUAUAAAAAUAAAUCUGA
Molecule: messenger RNA, 965 nt
Organism: Owenia fusiformis
Lineage: Eukaryota; Metazoa; Annelida; Polychaeta; Sabellida; Oweniidae
Source: the annotation of a GenBank genome assembly